AGACAAUACCGGAAGAACAUAGACAUUUGACAUAUCUCCAAUUAGUUAGUGUAUUCAUUCACUAAACGCAUGUUAACACACAUGUAAAUUGGGAGACAAGGCCAAAAUUUGUUUCUUAUAAAGAGGAUACAAAAUACUCCAUCCGAUCCGUUCCUAAAAGAUAUACUUUUUAAAGUUUUCACACAUAUUAAGAAAACACAUUAAAUCGCUAUAAUAAAUUUAUCGUUUUCUGUAAUUUUCAAUUUUCAACAACUUUUAACCAAUAGUAAUUUAAUAAAACCAAUUAAUUUUCUUAAAGUUUACAAUUUUUUCAUAGAAAACAUAGAAUAUACAUCUUUUUGAAACAAAUAUUUUUUUCAAAAUAUGAAUCAUUUAGAAACAGAGAAAGUAAGAUUUUGGCUUAUACGAUGAAUUGAAUAAAGCUGGAAACAUUCCAAAAAUAUAGACUUUUUAGUAUUUUCACACAUUAAAAAAAUACAUUAAACUACCAUAAUAAAUAUAUUAUUUUCUGUAAUUUUUAAUUUUUUAUAACUUUUAACAAAUAAAGUCAAUUAAUUUUUUUAAAGUUUAUAUUUUUUCAUAAAAGACACAAAAAAUACAUAUUUGUGAAACCAACCUUUUUCUAAAAAGUCUUCCUCUGCUCAGAGUACUAAUCACCCUAAUUCAUUUUCCAUCUUUUGAUUUGAUGUUCCUUGAAACAUUUUUAUUUUAAUUUGUUAAUCACCGUUGGAACCAGACAAAGAAUCAGAAACAACACUACCAAUCUCUCUCUGUCUCUGUAUAAUGUCAGUGUUGUCUCUCUCUCUACAAGCCGAGAGAGACAGUGAUGACAAUAACUCUGAGCAGAGGAAGGACUAACCACCAUUUCCAAUCAUGAAUCCGGCAACUGACCCAGUCUCCGCCGCUCCACCUCCACAGCCACACCGUCUCCCAACCUCCUGCGACCGUCACCCGGAGGAGCGAUUCACCGGUUUCUGCCCUUCCUGUCUCUGUGAACGCCUCUCAGUCUUAGACCAAACCAACAAUGACACUGCAUCAUCUUCUUCUCGGAAGCCUCCCACCAUCUCCGCCGCGGCUCUCAAGGCCCUCUUCAAGCCUUCUGGUAACAACGGUGGAAACGGCCGGGUAAAACCCGGAUUCUUCCCGGACCUCCGCCGCACAAAAUCGUUCUCGGCGUCAAAGAACAGCGAGGGACUCUCCGGCUUGUUCGAGCCGCAGCGUAGAUCUUGCGACGUCAGACUUCGUAGCUCUCUCUUGAACUUGUUUACUCAAGAUGAGCAACGUUACCCUCCGAUCACCGUCUCCGGCGGCGAGGCCGAGGCGGAGCCAAGAAAAUCUACCGUUCAGGAGCCUGUUUUAGAAGCUAACGACGAAGAAGAAGAAGAAGAAGCUGAAACUGAAGAUGACUAUGUCGACUUCGAGAUUCUCAAUGAUAACUCCAGCAACGAAGCUGUUGAAGAGAGAAAUGAGAUAGAGGAUGUUAAAGUCCCUGAGAAAGCUAAAAGCGAAGAGGAGAUAAUAGAUGUUGAUUCUUCUCAAACCAAGAAGGCAUCGGUACGACGUAGUUUCUGGUCAGCCGCCUCUGUUUUCAGCAAGAAGCUGCAAAAAUGGAACCAGAAGCUGAAGAAGCGGCGGAGCAACGGCGGCGAUCACCACCGGCCGGGAUCCGCGAGGCUACCGGUGGAGAAACCGAUAGGGAGACAGCUCCGGGAUACGCAGUCGGAGAUCGCCGACUACCGGAGGUCGUGCGACACCGAUCCUCGAUUCUCCCUGGACGCCGGAAGAUUCUCUCUUGACGCCAGAAGAUUCUCCGUCGAUAUCGGCAGGAUCUCGGUCGACGAUCCUCGCUACUCGUUCGACGAGCCGAGAGCUUCGUGGGACGGGACUCUGAUCGGACGGACGGCGAGACCUCCGCCGCCGCCGUCGAUGCUCUCCGUGGUGGAAGAUGCGGCGGUGAUCCGAUCAGAUAUGCAGAUUCCAGUGGAACAACCACAGCCACCACCGCCACCACCAGUGGUUAAUCCAGUGAACAAUGAGUCCGACCCGGUUAUAAUCCCGGGCGGGUCAAUCCAAACCCGAGACUAUUACAAUGACUCAUCCUCCUGGAGGAGGAAGAGUCUCGACAGAUCAAGCUCUAUAAGAAAAACCCACGUGGCGGAUGAGCAGAAGCCGCGAGUGUCUAUAUCAAUAGAUACUUACUCAGGAGGAUCAAUGAGGGAUGACAGUUACGUUGCGGAGACGGGAGGUAACGGCUUUUACCGAGAACCGACGAUCACCGGUGAGAGGAAAGUGAAUAGUAAUGAUAACGGCUUUUACCGGGAACCGGCGAUCACCGGUGAGAGGAGUGUGAAUAGUAACGAUAACAGCAAGAAGUCGAGACGGUGGGGGAAGUGGAGCAUCUUAGGGCUUAUCUACAGGAAGAGUGUUAACAAGUACGAGGAAGAGGAGGAACACGGUGGGAUGGUGGAGAGAUCGUUGUCGGAGUCAUGGCCGGAGCUGAGGAACGGUGGAGGAGGAGGAGCGAGGAUGGAGAGGAGUAAUAGCAAUGUGAGCUGGAGGAGCUCAGGCGGCGUACCGGCGAGGAAAGUCAACGGGUUGGAGAGGAAUAAGAGUUCAAGGUAUGGGGAGAACGGAAUGUUGGAUUUUUAUUUGGCGCCGAUGAACGGUAGCCGGAGGCUGAGCGUUGGAUCUGGAGGUGGUGGCGGGUGGGCGAAUAGUCACGGCCAUUCUAUAGCUAGGAAUGUUAUGAGGCUUUACUGAUAAAAACUGUUCACUGGAUGGUUCGGUUUAAGUGGUUUAGCUCUCUGAACCUUCUUUGUCGUUUUUGUUGGUUUGGGUUCAGUUUCGGCGCAGUUGGUUUACUUUUAAAAUGUUAAGGGGAGAGGUUUCAAACGAAUGACUUGGUUACGUUGUCUAUUAUAACCGGAAUAAACCGCCUUUAACCAGCCGUUAUUGGUUCCAAAAUUUCAGUUAAUUUAAGUACUUGU
Messenger RNA from Brassica napus (rape), 2987 nucleotides. Its product is annotated as protein OCTOPUS-like. Gene Ontology annotation, cellular component: plasma membrane. The transcript is spliced from 2 exons. The record is from RefSeq and is a predicted model, not a curated record. Lineage: Eukaryota; Viridiplantae; Streptophyta; Magnoliopsida; Brassicales; Brassicaceae. The coding region runs from base 874 to 2760 and encodes 628 amino acids.